Solanum dulcamara is the source of this 1143-nucleotide messenger RNA. Its product is annotated as 14-3-3-like protein C. Gene Ontology annotation, biological process: signal transduction. The coding region runs from base 169 to 948 and encodes 259 amino acids. The record is from RefSeq and is a predicted model, not a curated record. NCBI's taxonomy places the organism in Eukaryota, Viridiplantae, Streptophyta, Magnoliopsida, Solanales, Solanaceae. The transcript is spliced from 4 exons. Gene Ontology annotation, cellular component: cytoplasm.
UGAAAUAAAAGAAAAAACAAAAUCCUAAAAUCUCUCCACUCCUCUCAAUUCAAAAAAAGCCCUCUUUCUCUCAAUUUUAAAUUCAAUUCAGAAAAUCGAAAAACUUCCUCAUUUCAUUCAGAUCUCAAAAAAAAUAUUUCCGAGCACACAGAGGAAAAAAAUCUAAACAUGGCGGUGGCACCGACGGCGCGUGAGGAGAACGUGUACAUGGCAAAGCUGACGGAGCAGGCCGAGAGGUAUGAAGAGAUGGUGGAAUUCAUGGAGAAAGUUUCCAACUCCCUCGGCUCUGAAGAACUAACCGUGGAGGAGAGAAACCUUCUCUCCGUCGCGUAUAAGAAUGUGAUCGGAGCGCGUAGGGCAUCGUGGCGCAUCAUUUCAUCGAUCGAGCAAAAGGAAGAGUCUAGAGGAAAUGAAGAACACGUUAACUCUAUCCGCGAGUACAGAUCUAAGAUUGAGAACGAGCUCUCAAAGAUCUGUGAUGGCAUUCUCAAGUUGCUUGAUUCUAAGCUUAUUCCUUCGGCAACAUCUGGUGAUUCUAAGGUUUUUUACCUGAAAAUGAAAGGAGAUUACCACCGCUAUUUGGCUGAGUUCAAGACUGGUGCUGAACGUAAGGAGGCUGCUGAGAGUACUCUCACUGCCUACAAAGCUGCUCAGGAUAUUGCAUCUGCUGAACUUGCCCCAACACAUCCCAUCCGACUUGGACUGGCUCUUAACUUCUCUGUGUUUUAUUAUGAGAUCUUGAACUCUCCCGACCGUGCUUGCAAUCUCGCCAAACAGGCCUUUGAUGAAGCAAUUGCUGAGUUGGACACAUUGGGAGAGGAGUCUUACAAGGAUAGCACUUUGAUCAUGCAACUUCUUCGAGACAAUCUUACUCUCUGGACUUCCGAUAUGCAGGAUGAUGGGGCUGAUGAAAUCAAGGAAGAUCCCAAACCUGAAGAAAAAAAUUGAGUGGAAUUGAAACCCUGUAAUUUGCUUUUCACUUCUCCCGUGUUGUUUUUAUUGGGAGAAGCUGAUUAUCAUAAUUUGUUUGCUAGUAUUAUGGUUUUCCAUUAAGAGGUUCUCUUCUUAUUGGCAACAACAAACAACUUUUAUAUUGAUGUUUCAAAAGUUCCAUCUUUAAUUUAAUGUGGUUCUUAAGGUUAA